GGCAAGAAACAAAAGAGAGCCUGUCGGAAAAGCUACUAAAUAAGUUAAGUGAGAAAAACAAGACGUAAAUAGUCUUCGGAGUAUUCGUUUUUACGGGCAGCUGUUUGAAGUGAAUAAGGUCGCUUCUGCAUUCGCCCAUUCAUCUUCUCAAUCCGCUUACGUGAACAGCCAACAAAAGAUCCUUGAUGCCAAGAAUUUAGGUAGAAAACUAAUGAUAACGAAAGUUUCAUUGACGGGAGGAUUAAGUAGUGUUUUUUUAUACUUUUUAGCAGGUUGCACUGGCCAUGUUUAUCGAUGGCGUAAUCCUUCCUAAUGCUAAUGUUACGCCAUUUUUGACUUGAAUGUCUUCCAACGGAACGUGUGGUUUAAUAUUGGAUUGCACUUGAAAUUUUGAGACUUUCGCCGCCAUUUGUGUACUAGUAUAUUUAUCAUCGCUUCUCUUGGAGUAUUUUAUCAGUACUAUUCUUAUCUCUGCGCGUCAAAAUGUGUGGAACAGCUUCUCAAUUAAGGCUUCAUUUGCUGCCGAUCGUUAGGGCACCGAUGGUGAAAAACCAUGCGAAACGGAUAUGACUCGACCUGAAUCAAUGACUAUGGAUUUUUGAUAUUCAAAUUGACCGGCAAGCUAUUGUGUACGGUUUCCUCGUUUUCCAAGGGCACAGACUUGAAGGAGAUUGAAAAAUGGCUACAACGGAAGGCCUAGAAGCCGCGACAGAAGAAUUUCACAUGGAACAUCAAAAGAAUGUCACGAACGGUUCUUUAUUUUUAGACGAGGGAGGACAUUACAUGGUGCUCGAGCCACAGCCAUUUCGCUGGGUUCUCAGACUAAUUUUCAUUUCAGUAUUUCUUGUUGGUUCGGUGGGAAACUUAGUGGUUUGUUCGGCGAUCCUUCGACGUAAGAGAAUGCAGACAAGCAACAAUAUAUUCACCUUUAACUUAGCAGUGUCAGAUCUGAUGAUCGUCCUUAUCUACCUCCCUUCACAAAUGGCGGCUUUCGAGAAUAAUCAUAAUUGGCCAUUUGGAUACUUUGGCUGCCAGUUCGCUUACAUAAUCAUACCAGUGUGUUUAUCAGCCUCUAUUGCGACAUUACUAGCAAUCACCAGCGAUCGUUAUCGAGCAAUAGCGUAUCCUAUGAAGCCCAAACUCGGUGCGAAAAGCAUAAGGUUAAUACUACUUUCAAUAUGGGUGAUCUCAUUACUGGUGGCUUUGCCUUUGGUGUUUGUAGCAGGAACAGUGAGACCAGAGCCUGGUCAGGUCUAUUGUGAUGAGGAGUGGCCUAAACCCAUUUAUGGAGAAAUCUACUGGAUAUCGAUAUUCGUGAUUCAGUACAUACUUCCAUUGUGCAUUAUCUGGGUGCUUGCUGUGUUGAUAGCUUUAAAGUUAAGAAGAAACUCUCUACAAAUGAUUGAAAGAACUUCGCAUGUUCUCGCCGCUGCUUUUCGACAAAGAAUGAAACAAUCGUCCAAAAUCACCAACAUGCUCAUUGCUCUUAUUAUUCUCUACGCCAUCUGUAUGUUACCUCAACAUCUAGUCUACUUGUUUUCAAUAUACGGUGAUCUCAGUAAGUUUAAAUACAGAGUCUAUGUUAUCAGGUUCGCUAACGUAUUUCCAAUGGCCAACAGCGCGUUGAAUCCCAUCGCGUACGGGACCUUGAACAAGGAAUUCAAAGCCGUUUUUAAGAAUUUUUUUAAAUGCGAGUGUCAUAAAGACGUUCCUAUGGAGGACUCGAUCCAUGGCCAAAGUCAUUUUGAUCGAGGACGUCGCUUGCGAUUGGCUGUUUACAGACACGUGGAUGAUGAUGGGAAUACUGUUGUUAAUAAUUAUGGGCACAACUGGCGAAGGAAGUCUAGCGCCGCUUCUUUGUUUGCUGGGCUGUUUCAACGUAGUAAAAGGGGUUCGGGUAGAGAAAGAAAGCACAGCCGAGAGUCAAUGAGUAGAAAUCGGAAGCAAUCGAAUCAAGAACACCACAAAACAAACGGCAAUGUUAAUAAUAAUCAAUCUUCAAAGGUAGCAACGGAUUCUAUUAUCGAUCUCAUGGACCACCAAGAAAAGAGCCCAUCACCAAAAAUAAGAUUCCAAGAACCUAAAAAAUACGAAAUGGAAAGAUUGAUUCCAACGAGGAUGAAAAAAGGCGAACGAAUACUUGAAAACUCUUCUCGAGUGAAAAAAGUAGAUGGGAAAAACUUUUGCCUGGUCGAGAAAGAUAAACGACCAAAUUUAUGCAAAAUGAAACGGUAUGAUGAAAAUGAUAGUGAGCUGAAGCAGUGUCUUCUCUGUAGUCAGUCCUCAACGGAGUCGAAUGCAACACGUGAAUCAGAACCUAAGCAUGAACAUCUACAUCAAAUCAACUCUUGUACAAGUCAGGAAGAUUCUAUUAAUGUUUCGGGUUCACUAGAAUGGGAUCCAAUGACCACAGCUCCGCCUUUGGUUCAGGAAGAUAAAAUGGCUUCCCACGCGAACCAGAAUGAUACUAAUUGUACCCUUUCUCCUGAUAGCCAAAGCUUUAGAAACCGUCAGAAUGUUGACUUGGAGACUUGUUCUCCCCACGAACCAACAGAACUAAGCGCUUUUAACAAAACAAAUAGCGGAAUAAAUAGCACAAACGAAACUUGCCGCCGGACGAUGGACGACACUAGUGAAAAUGAAAAACCUGAUGUCACAUCAAAUCCUUCUGAUCCUGCUAAUAAUUCAAUCAAUUCUGACAAUGAAUGGCUCACCCUUAUAGAAUCAGUUCAAGAAACGACAGUGUAAGUGCGAUUUAUACAGUAAAAACGUAGGGAUAUUUUUGACGCGAAAAUUAUAGUGCACACGCGUGAAAGAGUAAGAGGGUGGAAAAGCCAUAACGACACGUGGGUAGAGGGGGGGGUGGGGUGGGGUG
Molecule: messenger RNA, 2875 nt
Organism: Actinia tenebrosa (Australian red waratah sea anemone)
Lineage: Eukaryota; Metazoa; Cnidaria; Anthozoa; Actiniaria; Actiniidae
Biological process (GO): G protein-coupled receptor signaling pathway
Cellular component (GO): plasma membrane
Molecular function (GO): G protein-coupled receptor activity
Source: RefSeq, a predicted model, not a curated record